Molecule: messenger RNA, 2331 nt
Organism: Dendrobium catenatum
Lineage: Eukaryota; Viridiplantae; Streptophyta; Magnoliopsida; Asparagales; Orchidaceae
Product: heat shock 70 kDa protein, mitochondrial
Exons: 5
Coding region: 122-2149 (675 amino acids)
Biological process (GO): cellular response to unfolded protein; protein refolding
Cellular component (GO): mitochondrion; cytoplasm
Molecular function (GO): ATP hydrolysis activity; ATP-dependent protein folding chaperone; ATP binding
Source: RefSeq, a predicted model, not a curated record
AUGACUGCCCUCUGCUUGUUAAAGCAAUUUAGGGCUUUUCUUUUGUCCACAUAGGGUUUUUUCUCAGCUAAUAACCAUCCCUGCUGCGAGCCGUCAGCCUCGGUGAUCAAUCUAAACUAUUAUGGCGAUCGUUUCCAGGCUCAUCUCUAGCUUGGCAAGAUCCAGAACAGCCGCAUCCGGUGUUUCAUCAGUUCUCCAUCGGGCAUCAUAUCAAGGUGCUUUUUCUCAGAAGUGGGCAGGUUUGGCAAGAACCUUUAGCUCAAAGCCAGUUGGAAACGAUGUUAUUGGUAUAGAUUUGGGUACUACAAACUCAUGUGUUUCCUUGAUGGAAGGCAAGAGCCCAAAGGUGAUUGAGAAUUCUGAAGGAGCCAGGACUACUCCAUCGGUUGUGGCUAUCAACCCCAAGGGCGAACUUCUUGUAGGCACUCCAGCAAAGCGUCAAGCAGUGACAAACCCAACAAAUACUUUAUUUGGUACCAAGCGAUUAAUUGGAAGAAGAUAUGAGGAUCCUCAGACACAGAAAGAACUGAAAAUGGUUCCAUACAGAAUUGUCAAGGCUCCAAAUGGAGAUGCUUGGGUGGAGAUGAAUGGCCAGCAGUAUUCUCCUAGUCAAAUUGGUGCAUUUGUUCUCACCAAGAUGAAAGAAACUGCAGAAGCCUAUCUCGGUAAAUCUGUUUCGAAAGCCGUGAUCACAGUUCCUGCUUACUUUAAUGAUGCGCAGCGACAGGCUACUAAAGAUGCUGGAAGAAUUGCUGGGUUAGAUGUUCUUCGGAUUAUUAAUGAGCCGACUGCUGCUGCACUGUCCUAUGGGAUGAACAGUAAAGAAGGUUUGAUUGCUGUGUUUGAUCUUGGUGGUGGCACCUUUGAUGUGUCAAUCCUUGAGAUUUCCAAUGGUGUUUUUGAAGUCAAGGCUACUAAUGGAGACACAUUCCUUGGUGGUGAGGAUUUUGAUAGUGCACUGCUUGACUAUUUAGUGAAUGAGUUUAAAAGAACAGAUAACAUUGAUCUUUCCAAGGACAAACUAGCACUCCAGAGGCUCAGAGAGGCUGCUGAAAAGGCCAAGGUGGAGCUCUCAUCGACUACCCAAACUGAGAUAAAUCUACCUUUCAUCACUGCUGAUGCUUCCGGUGCGAAGCAUUUCAAUCUGACCUUAACUCGAUCAAAGUUCGAAACUUUGGUCAAUCAUUUGAUCGAAAAAACUCGAAUCCCAUGCAAGAACUGCUUGAAAGAUGCUGGAAUUAUGGCAAAGGAUGUAGAUGAAGUGCUUUUAGUUGGUGGCAUGACUAGGGUGCCCAAGGUGCAGCAGAUUGUGUCUGAGAUCUUUGGAAAGAAUCCUAGCAAGGGUGUGAACCCUGACGAAGCAGUGGCCAUGGGCGCUGCUCUCCAAGGAGGAAUAUUGAGAGGAGAUGUUAAGGAGCUCCUUUUGCUUGAUGUCACACCGCUAUCUCUCGGCAUUGAGACCCUUGGAGGGAUCUUCACUCGUCUGAUCAACAGGAACACCACCAUUCCUACCAAGAAAAGCCAAGUCUUCUCAACUGCAGCUGAUAACCAAACUCAAGUUGGCGUUCGUGUGCUGCAGGGUGAGAGAGAAAUGGCUACUGAUAAUAAACUUCUGGGGGAAUUUGAACUCACAGGCAUCGCUCCUGCUCCAAGAGGACUGCCUCAAAUUGAGGUGACUUUCGACAUUGAUGCGAAUGGGAUUGUGAAGGUCUCUGCGAAAGAUAAGGCUACGGGGAAAGAGCAGGAGAUCACCAUCAAGUCCUCCGGUGGGCUGUCCGAGGCCGAGAUUGAUAAGAUGGUGAAGGAGGCAGAGCUUCACCAGCAGAAGGAUCAGGAGAGAAAGGCCUUGAUUGAUAUCAAGAAUUCUGCAGAUACUACCAUAUACAGCAUUGAGAAGAGUCUGGACGAGUACAGAGAGAAGAUACCAGCUGAAGUUGCCAAGGAGAUUGAGACUGCUGUGGCUGAUUUGAGAGUAGCAAUAGGGGAGGACAAUAUUGAAAAGAUCAGGGAGAAGAUUGAAGUUGCUAACAAAGCUGUGUCAAAGAUUGGUCAGCACAUGCAGGGAGGUGGAUCAUCCUCAUCAGGGUCUGCGGGGUCUGAUGGAGGUGAUCGAACUCCAGAAGCUGAAUUCAAGGAAGCAAAGAUGUAGCUUUUGCAUCAAUUUUCAAUGAUGAGCUUUCUUUCUGCUUUGAUGUUAGGGAAUGUUACUGAUAUUAUAUCUUGAUGCGUUAUUUUUGGAUGUGAUUGUAGUAUCUUUCCGAAGUUUAACUUGGGAAUUUUGUGUGUAAUAUUGAAAUUAAAAAUAAAUUGUUGAUGAGGAGAUUGCUAAUU